CCGAAAGUCACCUAUUCUGCCGCAUCGCCGCUACAGAAAUCAUUCAAAGUGGGUCGAUACUUCACGCCGAUUGGACGACCAAUGGCAGCUGCCCUCGACGGUCUCAACGAGCGCGACUGGGAUACCUCAGCGAUGGCACCCGGUCAAGACCCUCAAGACCACGUCCCGAAAAACGCACAACAAGCCAUCCCAGAUGCCUCAAAUCGCGACCAAGACGCGAGAGACAAUAGGAGAGAGAUAGGUCAGUCGUCAUCUCGCCUCUUGCCUCUUCGCAUCGUGUUGCCUCCGAGGACGGGCAGUCUCGAGUUCGACGUCGAAGAUGACAUGGCCGUACAUGGAGUGUGCGGACUGGCUAAUAUGGGAAACACUUGCUUCAUGAAUGCGGGUCUCCAGUGCUUGUGUAGCGUGCCAUCUAUUACGUCUUUCUUUCUAGAGAAUCGAAAAAUGCCGGAAACAUUGGAGGACUCACUGCAUAAGCAUUUGCAGAUUCUGCGGAGUUUUACACUGUUGUUGAACAAGUUGUGGGCAGGGAUGUUCAGUUGUAUACAUCCGGGCACGUUCCAUCAGACGUUUGGAUUGCUACACAAACAGUUUGGAAACUACAGACAGCAUGACUGUCAAGAGUUCAUUGCGUUUCUCUUGGACUCACUACACGAGAUACUAGCUGCGGAUGCUCUUGCAUUGAAACAGUCAUCUGUCAUACAAGGAAAGACGUCACCAGACUGUGAACGAGUGAGCAGUCGUUGUGAAGACUUGCCAACGUCAGACAACGUAGCAAUAGAAUCGACUCGAUUAGAAGACGACUCGAAAUCGAGUGAGAGCAACAGCAAGAAGAUGGACACGGAAGAAGUAUGUGGUAAAGACAAAAAGGAGAGCAACACGAAAUCGUCCAUCAUUACUGGCACGCUGCAGGGAACCUUCAAGAGUCUGGUCGAGUGUUUGUCGUGUGGUCACGUGUCAGUAACAUUCGAACCAUUCAUGUAUCUUUCACUGCCAAUUCCUCGAGCCAUGGAGCGACAACUAGUUGUGACCUACAUGUUUGACAGUUCUGAUCACAUACCAGUAAGGUAUAUGGUUACUGUCCACAAAGCUCAUUUUGUAGUCGACCUGAAGAUGGCUCUCAUUGCAAUGUUGCCUGACGAUAAUAAACCGGACGUGAAGGACGUCGUGCUGACUGAAGUGUAUCAUUGGUCGAUUGCCAGAAUUCUGGAUGAUGCGUUUCCUUUGAGGUUUAUUACCAGUUCACUACGGCAACUCGUUGCGUUCGAAUUGAUCAAACCGGCGACUCCCCACGUCAUCCAAGAUGUUUGCAUGUCUGACGAAUAUUUGUCUUUGUCUCAAACAAAUCAUUCACAAUCACUGGAGUCAGACGAGAGACGGACUCAUACUGAUGCCAAACGACCAGUAGGGGGCGACACAAUCGAAUCUCACAGCGUGAAGCGUCCACAUUAUUUAGACACUGAGGGUGACGUCGCAGAUUCUGAUUCACUACAGUUAGACAAUCACGUUCCAUCGUCUUCAAAUGAGAAAGCGGCAGACACUUACGUUCUUGUGAAUUCUCCCGUAUCUCGAGAGCCAUCAAACGUAUCGUCGUCUGCGUCUUUGCUCGCGAUGACUGCCGGAGACAUCAGCGGUUUAUCAACAUCUCUGGCUGGUAGUUUGUGGCACACAUGUGCUAUCUGUCUCGAGGAGAUGAUGGAAAGAGAGCUAAUGACACAUCCAUCGUGUGGCUGCUUGUUGUGUCAACCUUGUCUUGAGAUGACAAAGAGUCAUCACGGCGGCAACACGUUUGUCUGUCCGGUGUGUCUCAAAGAUGUUCCUGCCGAUUCGGGGUUUGUAUGUCUCUCUGCUGGAAUUCAGGAAGAGGAGAUCAGGCACUUGUAUAUUCCUGUGGAGUUCAAGCAAGUUACUGCAGGAAGAGAUUCAAGGCUGGAGUAUGUCCGCUUCGUUGCAUUGCUGCAACUGUCUAGCUUCAUGACGUGCGACGAACUGCAUCAACGCAUUUGCAACCUGCUCUACAAGAAGACGGGCAAUAUAUCAUGCUUAAGCUUUACCGUCCAUGUGGCUUAUGGAUUGUUUCCGAGUUAUAAAAGUUUGAUUGAGCAACAUCCGGAUAUAUUGUCGAGACGCAAGGGUGUGGUUGAGCUUCGACCUAGUGAUACUGUAUGCGUUGUGUUCACGUCAAAGCUGACGCCAAAAAUGGAAUCAAAGUUAUGCGCAUUAGUUGACCAUUCAUCCACACAAGACGAAAUGUCUCACUCAAGGACUUUGACUGAGUGUUUCCAAGCUUUCAUUGAGAGUGAGGAACUCGGCGACGAUAACACGUGGUAUUGUCCAUGUUGCUGUUCCAACCAAAAGGCACGCAAGACGUUAUUGUUACGGAAGUUGCCUAACACUCUAAUUGUUCACCUCAAGAGGUUUGUGUUUGAGGGAAUGAGUGGGGAGAAAAUCGACGCGUUUGUUGACUACCCGGUUGAGCAGUUGGAUAUGAGUCAGUACGUGGUUGAAGACGAUCGGCAGCAGAAUCUUGUUUACGAUCUCAUCAGUUGUGUGUGCCAUUCGGGAGGUCUCAACUCAGGACACUACACUGCUCACGUAAAGAAUCCUCUCAGUGGCAUGUGGUAUUACUUGAACGACCGGAUAGCCGUGCCAGAGUUGCAGCCACAAGUCAUACCAGAAGUUUACAUUUUGUUCUACCAACGAAGAGAUCACAUGUCUCUUAUCCAUGUAAGACCGCGAGACGAGCUAUUGGCCGAAUGGGAGAGAGAGAAACACAGAGAAAUGUUAGCCCAACAAUUAGACAUCCAGUUUGAGCACGAGAUACCAGACAUGUCUCCUAUCGUCACCGACAUUUCCACUAAUCCAUUCUUGGACUCCCCGACCGAGGGACGAACCCCACCACCUCAGUUGUCUCCUCUCUUGCCGUCAACGCCUGUAGCAGACGGCGGUGCAUUUAUUCCAAUGGAAGAGGCUGCCGUGGAGCUACAACCGAUGUCACAAGCAUUCCACAGCCAACUCGCUUCAGGACAGACACUAAAUCAAGACGAGAUGGAGCCGUUGCUAGGCGAUGGCUCUGACUGGACGUCUUCCUAUCCAAUGUAUGUGACGAAUAGUGAGGAUGGGGAGAGCACGUCGUUUUUCACAUCGCACGAUGAUGCGAAUGUCGUCGAGUCGCUGCUAGGUCACCACGAUGUGACGACGCAAUGGGCGAUCGAGCAGUCAUUCAAGACGAUGGACACGAAUGUUAGUGAUCAUAGAGUCUUGUAUUCUCAUAACGAUGUGGUACCCAGUGCGGGUGAGGAGUGGAGUUUGUUAGGAGAGGGAAACGCGUGGGGUACCAAACAAGGUGAUCGCCUGGUAGGCGAAGGAAGUCCGUUGAAGGUAUCAGAAGGGGGUGAUGCUCACAAGCAGAUGUGGCAGCUGGGUGACUACCAAGAGCAUUAGGAUCGUGCAGAGCAGUGCGCAUGCGCUUGUGUAUACAGUGAUCAAAGUUAUUGUGACUAUUAAUUAUUACGUGGGGUACAUGCUAGUUUUGUGCUCUAUUUUUGACAGGAUGGUGUCAUGCUCGUAAGUAGAGAUAUACUGUGUAGAGUGGAUAUUUAUUUUGUAUCGAACAGGUGGGUAUUGGAAUGUAGAUAAAGAGCCACGCUUGCGUUGACAGCUCAAACAAAGUGACGAGAGAAGUUAGAUAACUGGAGAUGGACAUUUUGUACACAAACCAGAGAGAGACCG
Messenger RNA from Corticium candelabrum, 3732 nucleotides. RefSeq lists its product as uncharacterized. The transcript is spliced from 19 exons. Gene Ontology annotation, biological process: protein deubiquitination. NCBI's taxonomy places the organism in Eukaryota, Metazoa, Porifera, Homoscleromorpha, Homosclerophorida, Plakinidae. The record is from RefSeq and is a predicted model, not a curated record. Gene Ontology annotation, molecular function: cysteine-type deubiquitinase activity. The coding region runs from base 82 to 3444 and encodes 1120 amino acids.